AUGUCUGAGUCAGUUAAUGCAAUGCUCAAAGAUGUUCGAGAUUACUCUGUCAUUGCCCUCUUUAAUUUUAUACAAGUAAAGAUGUUAGAGUGGUUUAAUAACAGGCGGGUUGAAGCUUCUAAAACUAAAACAUUAUUAACGCCAAGUGUGGAAAAAAGUGAGAGGCACAACAAAGCGGGAUUUCUAACGGCCACAAGACUUAAUACUGUUGAGUUCCAAGUGACAGGUGGAGAGGCCACUGCAAUUGUCAACAUUGGAGCGAGGAGUUGCACUUGUCGUGUGUUCGACCUUGAGCAGAUACCAUGCGAGCAUGCAAUAUCAUGUUGUAGAGAAGCAGGAAUAUCUCUCUAUGAUUUAUGCUCAAAAUACUACAGGACAGAAGUUUGGGCUCUUGCGUAUGCUGAGACAAUCUAUCCUGUGCUGGAUACGGCGCAAUGA
Messenger RNA from Morus notabilis, 438 nucleotides. RefSeq lists its product as uncharacterized. NCBI's taxonomy places the organism in Eukaryota, Viridiplantae, Streptophyta, Magnoliopsida, Rosales, Moraceae. The transcript has a single exon. The record is from RefSeq and is a predicted model, not a curated record. Gene Ontology annotation, molecular function: zinc ion binding. Bases 1 to 438 code for a protein of 145 amino acids.